CUCUAUUCUUGCGCACCAUCACAACCACCUUGCUCGUCGUCGGCGGGCCGAGUGGACACCAGACAAGAAAGUGCAGGAGGCCCUAACCUCAUCAUAUUUGUCACUUCGAUCCUCGCUCUUGUUCUUACUCAUCCCCCCUACCGCCAUGCGUCAACCACGCCGCGUCCCGUGGUCUUCCAAGGCCGAGUUGGCCGAGCUAUAUGACCUCCUUUUCUCGCCAGCCGCAAAUGAUGAGAGUCGCGCUGCAGGUCUGUCGAGGAUGAGCGUCUACAUCUCCUCUCCUUCCUGCCCAGCUUUUAUGCACAUUCUACACGCUCUUGUUUCCGCCCUUUCGCUGCCCUAUCCCCCACCUCUGUCCCAAUCGCACUCCCAACGCAUGGUGUACGCGUUGGCCCUCAUCCGUUUCGUUAAUGGCAUGGUAGACCCCCUUCAAACAGGCGGGUUCGCGCGCCCAAUUUCCCACCUGGCCGCGGAGCUUAACCUGCCGCCCGGUCUCGUAUCGCUCCGCCAUCGCGCGACGCACGAAGAUCUUCCGCCCCUCACGCAUCUCCACCGUGCCCUCCAAGAUGCUCUGGCGUACCUGCACACGUACUCGUUCGUGCCGAUUCUCAACCACGGCGCAGAGGCGGGCUGGGGGCGGCGCGAGCGAUCCGAAGCGUUGGUGGGACGGUGGAAGAAGGUCAUGAAGGAGCGGGUGCGCACGCGCGAUGUGACCGUCGAAAGCGCGAGUGGGCGGGCAAUCAAACGCCUGCGGCGCGAGUUUGAGGGCGAGGACCUCGAGGAUGCCGUCGAAGCAAUUGUGCGGACCGGUCUGGUGCCAGUUGCUCGCAAGAAGCGUCCUGGAAAGAAGGCUACCGCGCCGCCUGCUGAUGCGCUCCUCGUGUGGACGCCGCUUCUAAGCCACCUCAUGAGCCUGCACGAAAGCACUCCCUCUGUCCUGGCCGAGACCCUGGCGACGGCUCUCCUGGAGACCGCGCCGCGGCACCGGCAGUUGAACGAAGCCGAGACCAAGGAGCUUGCGUCGUACCGCUGGACUCUGGGGACGUGGCUGUUUCACUUCUGGAAGGGUGGCGACCUCGGCGUGCCAGAAGACGCCAAGCGCGACAUCCUCGCUCGCCUCGCGCGUGAGCUUGUGCACGGCGACGAUGUACUGAAGCGCGUGUAUGGCGCCCUCGACGGCGCUGGGUUGGCCGAGCUCCAAGCUCUGCUCCCAGAGCAAGAGGAGGAGGGGCUCGAGGGGCUCGAUGUCGACGAUGACGUAAACCCUGACGUCGCGCUCGAGAGGAUGCAGGCCAAUCUCGACGCGCUUGAAGACAAGCUUCGGCACAAGGUCGAGUCUCGCGAGGAGAUUGCGGGCGGGGAGGAGAUCCCGGGAUGGCACAAGGCCGAGGACUGGCGCCCAUGCCCAAUUGGGAUGUGGGCAUGAUCUUCGAGUAUCCAUAUGGCACUUCUGCAUGCGAUGUAUUCUAUGUUGGCUCAUCUAUAUCUACAAACAUGUACUGCCAGCGCUCUUGG
Cutaneotrichosporon oleaginosum is the source of this 1515-nucleotide messenger RNA. RefSeq lists its product as uncharacterized. The record is from RefSeq and is a predicted model, not a curated record. Gene Ontology annotation, molecular function: endonuclease activity. Gene Ontology annotation, biological process: maturation of LSU-rRNA; maturation of 5.8S rRNA. NCBI's taxonomy places the organism in Eukaryota, Fungi, Basidiomycota, Tremellomycetes, Trichosporonales, Trichosporonaceae. Gene Ontology annotation, cellular component: Las1 complex; preribosome, large subunit precursor.